GUUCCGCCUUCGCCUCAUUAUCCCUCCACUUUCUCAUCAACCAAACGGACGAUUUCCUCACUGAAAAUGGCAUCAACACCUUCGAAAUCUCAAAUCCUCUCUUUGUUCCGCUCUCUCCUCCGCACAGCACGCGAUUUCUCGGACUACAAUAUUAGAGAAUACACCAAGAGGCGUACCAUCGACGGGUUCCGCCAUAAUCGCCACGUCUCCGACCCUUCCUCAAUCGCCGCCGCCUACUCCGAUGCCGAGUCUCAGCUCCAGAUUGCCAGAAGGCAGGUCAUAGUCUAUUCGCUUUACGUUCCCAAGCUCAAGAGCGUCAUGGAAAUUAAGCACGCUUGAACCCUAAUUUUCAUGUUGGAAUAAAUGAUCAAAGAAGUGUGCACUGUCUUAAUCAAGCAGCAACAGAGCAGGAGGGAAAAUGGCUGCGUUUAAAAUAUCCUAGGGUCCAAAUGGAUUGCCUGUAUAUUUAUAUGUGCUAGUAUUUUUUUAUCUAUGUUGCAUUCAAAUGUGCUGCUGCUACUACAAAUCUUUAUGGGUUUAAAUGAUUUUGUUUUGAUAUAGACAGAGUUGUAGCCUUAUCUCGACUUCAUGUGAACUCCUAUCCCCCAUA
This is a messenger RNA of Vitis riparia (riverbank grape), 610 nucleotides long. Its product is annotated as LYR motif-containing protein 4. The record is from RefSeq and is a predicted model, not a curated record. Gene Ontology annotation, biological process: iron-sulfur cluster assembly. The transcript is spliced from 2 exons. NCBI's taxonomy places the organism in Eukaryota, Viridiplantae, Streptophyta, Magnoliopsida, Vitales, Vitaceae. The coding region runs from base 67 to 339 and encodes 90 amino acids.